AUGGAGUUCGCACUUCGGUUUAGGGUUCCCUCUUCUCUGCUCACGCACGCGAGCGAAGGAUCUACGGCUACGAUCCAACAGCCAGCAGCGUCACACGUGGAUUAUACCAUUACCGUCGAUCCGCACGAACCUCUCCAAUCAGCAUUUGACAAGCUGUUUCAGUCCCACCUGCCGCACUGCUGCCUGCCAGCUCAGCAGACACAGGAUGACGCGGAAAAGAGCAGCAGCAAGGGCGAAGAGAAGCAGGUUGUUCGAUUCAUGGCUGUUGGGCAAGUGGUGUACCUAUAUCCUUCCGUAUCCGCCGACAAGGCCAGGCUUAAAUCGGGUUCGGUGAUUAUAGUGCUGGCAGUGAAAUCAAAAUCUGCGACCGGGGAAAACGCAGGGAACACCAGCGGCAGCAACGUCGCAACUGCCGCACAAGUCGCGCCUGGUGCCGGCGCCAUACACGCGAAGUUUGAAGACCUAUCGCUGGCUUCUGACGUGAACCUCCAACCCCAGAGUUCGCCCUCCCCUGCUCCUGUGUCCGUUCCUGCACCCGCCCCGCUCCCUGCGCCUGCACCUGCUGCUGCUCCUUCCUCUCCCCCUGCUCCGCCCUCUGCCGUGGGCAACGACACUAACAGCACCACUACCGCUGCCACUGCCGCAGGCACUAACAGUGGCACCAAUGGUACCAGCGGCAACAACAGUGGACCCCGCAGCAGCGGCAGCAGCAGCAGGCAGAUGGUACACGUGGAGCACGUGCCGCUGGCCCGGCCGCACAUGGUGCACUACGUGGACGUGCACCUGCCGUGGUCGCACUCCCUCUGCGCCUGCUGCCUCCCCCGCAUGCUCCGCCCCGCCCCGCUCGUCGCCUUCCGCAUCUCAAGCCUCGCCGCGCUGCGCAAGCACCUGCAGCAGCCCGUGGUGCCCUCCAUGCCGCCCUUCCGCCUCCCCAACAAGCCCACGCCGCCCAUCCUCGCCUACUCCGCCACCGUCCCGCUCUCCGCCCCUCCCCGCCGCUUUCCAGGCUAUACCAGCAGCGCAGCAGCGCCGUCGGUGGCGCAGCAGUAUCGGUGGAAGGCGGAUGCGGCGCCUGUGGUUGCAGCAGAGGGGAUGAUGCUCGAAUGGCUGGCAGAGCCACGUGUCGGCCUGCUACUGGACCUACAGGAGAUACGGCGCCAGCUGGCAGAAAUCAUGCAGAUCAACGAACUCGCUGCGGCGCGCAGGGCAGCUAGCGCCGCACGAGGAGCCGCAGCUGCUGCUGCUUCUCCUGCUCCUGCUGCCACCGCUGACCCGUACCCUCCGUUGCUGUGGUGGUGCUGCUGGCAGUGCAGCCGCUGUUGGACUCUCUACCGCCGCGCCGUGUCCAUCGCUGCGUUCACCGUGCUUGUCGCCAAGUUCCCCCGCUUCGUCAUGCUGUGGCGCGCGCACUUGCGCUCCCCUGAGGUGGUCUUUUCCAUGAUGGCGUUUCAGUUCGGCGCGGGCCGGCAGGCGCAGGGCGACUGCUUGGCGUCGCUGCUGCUGCAGGUGCUGGGAGUGAAGGGGAAGGAACAGCUGGAAACUGGCUUUGCUGCCCACCUGCUGCCGCUGCUGCCGGGGGGAAGGGGUGCGCAUGGGCAGGCGGGGGAGGGAGGGGAAAGUCGGGGCAGUGUGGGGGGACGGGGGGAGGAGUGGAGGGAGGGGUUGAGGGGGGUGGAGUGGGAGGAGUAUGUGCGGCGCGUGGGGGAGAUUGCCGCCCAGGGAGGGCUGGCAGGCGAGCAGUACCGCUGCUGCUGCUCGCAGUGCUGCCAGGGCGAGGGAGCAGAGGGGAGGGUGAGCGAAGGGGCCUUGGGAACUCAACCCGGCAGCAGCAGUGGCAUGGUGAUAUCUGGUGCGGACCCCUCGGACUUCGCCCUCAAGUGCGGCACUCUCUUCUGCCAGCCGCUGUUCGCCCGGAGUGCUGCUCUGAUCUUUUCUGACUGUGCUGGCAGCCGCCACAAGGAGAGGGUGGAAGACGCUGCUGUGGAGGAGGCAAGGAACCGGCUGGCAGCGGGGGAGGGGAGUGGAGUACAGGAUCGAGGGAAGCAAAAAGUGGAUUCAGACGCACGAGCAACAGCUCCUGCUGCUGCUGCUGCUGCUGCUGCUGCUGGGUCUGGUUCUGCAGGCAGCUCCGGCCUUGUCCCGGUGAACAGUAACAUGGUGGUGGCACUGUUCACGUACCGAGUCACCUGCCUGCUGCGAUGGGUGCGACUCUACGGCUCCAGGGUCAACCCCGCAGAGGCCUGCACGUGCUCUGACCAGAAAAACCCAGGCCCUUCUCUUCCCCACCCGAUCCACGACCUCCCGAACCUGAUGAUCAGGUUCGGCGCCAUGCCCAAGCCUGCAGCCGCGCCAGGCCUGGAAGGUUCGGCAACGACGGUCUGGAAGGAGUUUCCAGAGGGAAACAGGGCCGCAGUGGCUAAGAUUGAGAAGGACCCCGGGGAGUUCACGGGGAUCAAGACGUUCCAGGUGGGGGCGUUUCACGGCGGCAGUGAGUUGGACAAGGAGGAGAUGCAGAAGGAGUACAACGUGAGGGAGAUUAACCUGCCCCAACCGGGUGCCUCCUCCAGUUCCACAAGCACUCUGGAGGACAACACAAGCGGUCCGUUCUUCACCACUCUGAGCCACCGCGUGGAGGAGUUUCUGAGAAGGUUCGCCCCUGCAAGGCUGGCAAGGGAGGGCAGGAACGGCCCUCUGGCCCGCGCUAUCACCUCCUGGGCUGGCCAGUUGGACCUGGAGGAUCGAACCUGGGCGGCUAUAGCUCUGGGCCCGUACUCAUUUGGCAAGAUCAAGCCGAUCCUACGGUCCACAAUCCAAGUGGAAAUCUUCAUUGAGAUGAUCGCGGGCAGCAUGUCCCCUGCGCCGGCCUGCACACGCUGCCGGCACUGCAUCCGCAGGUACGACCGGGCCGUCACUCUCUCCUCGCUCGUCGCCACCUUCGCCUACCGCCCCUCGUCCGCGCUGCUGCGCUGCAUCCUCUCUCUCUUCCCGCCGCGCUCCGCGCGCUUCAGAAAGUUCCUGGGAACUCUGGGAGUGGCGCCCAUCCCUGCGGCGGUCCCGGACUCGCUGGUGGCGGCGCUGCUGGAAGGCGUGAUAGAGGAGCAUCGCCUGCAGUUCCUCUUCUUUGGCAUUCGGCUCAUUGGAGAGGAAGGGGAGGUUGGGAACAUUCUGGAACCGGUCGGGCAGGACGGGGUGGGACAGGAAGGGGGGUUGGGGUGGCAGGGCGUGCGGGAGGGGGAUGAGGAGUGGAGGAUGUGGGAGGAGGUGGACAGCUGGCGGCGGGCGGCUAUUAUGGCGUGGCCUGCUGUGGAGGGGCGUGGGGAGGCGGGGGUGGAUGGUGGGGAGGGGAUGGAGGAGUGCUGUGCGGGCAUGGAGCGCGCGCAAGGGAGGGGACGGCCCUACUGCCCCCAGGCCCACGUGGACGCCCUUGCUGCUGCCCACGUUGCUGCUGCUGGUGCUGCUGGUGCUGCUGCCCCCCAUUCUGCCUCCCAUGCUGCUGCUACCCCUGGUGAGGGGGGUCGAAGUGGAGGAGCUGAGGGGCGCAGUGGCAAGGCAGGGCCGCGUGGCUGUGCCUCCCCGCGGUGCAGCAAGGUGGAAGGGGCGGGGGUGCAGCUGAAGCUAAGCUCACGGUGUGGCAAGGCUGCCUACUGCAGCAGGGAGUGCCAGAAGGCCCACUGGCCCUCGCACAAGCUCACGUGCCAGCCCAAGGCCAAGGGGGGAGGCGAGUCGUCAUAG
Closterium sp. NIES-65 is the source of this 3732-nucleotide messenger RNA. Lineage: Eukaryota; Viridiplantae; Streptophyta; Zygnematophyceae; Desmidiales; Closteriaceae. The record is from the annotation of a GenBank genome assembly.